Molecule: messenger RNA, 3249 nt
Organism: Cryptotermes secundus
Lineage: Eukaryota; Metazoa; Arthropoda; Insecta; Blattodea; Kalotermitidae
Gene: p23
Product: prostaglandin E synthase 3
Exons: 4
Coding region: 285-791 (168 amino acids)
Biological process (GO): protein folding; chaperone-mediated protein complex assembly
Cellular component (GO): nucleus; cytosol
Molecular function (GO): protein-folding chaperone binding; Hsp90 protein binding
Source: RefSeq, a predicted model, not a curated record
AUCUUUGAUUUCUGCCUGCGUUGCGUGUAUUGAUUGAUGAAAUUUCCUGAACGUCCAGUUCGUCCAGUUGUAGGUUGUGGAAAUAUUUUGCAUUUGAGACUGCGGAGAGGAAACUUAUACUCUAGAUCAGUCUUUUACGUAGCAGCAAAGGUUGUUGGUUACGUAUAAGAGUGCAGGUGGAACCACGUUGUUUGUAGUGUGGUAUAUAAGCGGUGUCUGUAGCGUGGUUCUUCGUGGCCUUUGUUUGCAACUUAAAUUUGAAGAUAAUUCAAGGAGCAUUGAAAAUGGUGCAUGAAAAUGAGGCUGUGCCUCCCUCUGUUAUGUGGGCUCAGAGGAAUAACAUAAUUUUUCUUACAAUUUGUCUUGAAGAUUGCAAGAACCCCGAAAUCAAAAUAGACAGCGAUAAAGUGUAUUUUCAUGGAGUUGGAGGGACAGAAAAGAAGGACCACGAAAUAACAAUACCACUUUUCAAAGAAAUCGACCCAGAGAAAUCAGUAAAAUGUAUUCGUGAUCGUAAUAUUGAGCUUGUCCUGAAGAAGAAAGAGGAAGAUGGACCAUAUUGGCCUCAUCUGAUGAAAGAUAAGAAGAAAUAUCAUUGGCUGAAGGUGGAUUUCAAUAAAUGGAAGGACGAGGAUGAUAGUGAGGAUGAUGUUGGCCAGUCAGAAGACCUUGAAGAGAUGAUGAGGCAGAUGGGUGGCUUGGGAGGUGGCGGCGGUGAUAGCAAGCCAAGUUUUGACGACCUUGAGCCAGAGUCUGAUUCCGACGAUGAGGAACUUCCUGACUUGGAGUGAUGGCCUGAUAUGCAAACAGAACGAAGCAAAGUCAUCAAUAUUUUUCCUCAUCAUUGCUAUUUAAAGCCUGAGAUGGGAAAAUGGACCAUGAAAGUUUAACUAAACCCAUUAACAGGCCUGUUGUUCAGCUGUAAUUGUUCGUUAAUAACAGAUUGGAUAUCUUCUUGAUGCAGUUCAGACCACUUAAUACCUUCUUCACGUGUGGCAUUGCAAGAAGCAUAUAAGACUUGAAAUACAUUGCAGUAUGGAAUAUGAAUACCUUGCAAGUGCAGGCAACUUCAGUGCAGGCAUUAGCCAAAAACGACAAUUAAUGGGGUAGAAAUUUCAAAACAGAUUGUAUGUAUUAUUGUUUUGUUAAAUUCAAGGACUCUUUACCAAAUGUUUUUUUGUCUCAGUGCCCCAGUUGAAUGCCGUUAUCUCAUCGUAGAAUAUUUUUAGAACUCGUGUUCCAUAAAUACAUUACAAAAUUAUCUUCGUUCCAGUGGCAGUUUAUUGCUAAUGUUUUAAUUACCACCAUUCAUGUUUUCAUUUCCUUGCAGUGUUUUGCAUUCCCAACAUUUUUUAUUACCAUUGCCCAGAGUGGUUCUACUUUCAAUGAUGAUGCAGUAACUUUUGGUUGAUCCUGUCUUUGGAGCAGCUGUUCUUAUUAAGAGCAGAGUUUUGUCAUCACUGUAUGAGCCUCUGCCAUAUUAACAGUGCUCAAUUGAACUGUAUCCCACACACCCACAGAGAUGAUUAACCAGAAGACAGCUUAUCGAGGCAGUUCCGUGAAAACAGAUGCCAGCUUGUUUUCAUACUUAUGUGUUCUCAUUUGUCAUGCAAAUGUAAAAUAUUAUUUCACUCCUUUUUAUGUUCAGGGAAUGUAAUCAUUGUUAAAUAAAUUUCUAAGUAGAGGUGAAGGUGCAUUCCUUAAAUGACCGUAAAUCGAGAUAUAGAGCGAAGUAUGGUCAUGCUCCAUGAUAUGAGAAUCUCAUCCGAUUCAUGCAGCAGAACUUCCAUAUAUGUAAUUUUUAGUGUCGUCAUAAACUACCAUAUGUUUACAUAAAUUACACACUGACAAUUAUUUCAAAUAGUUUCAGCCUGAUGCCAAGUAUAGGGUGUUCAAUCAAGGAGGUAACUUUGUAACACUGUUGACUGGGUCCAAUAUUCCUCACAGAUUGCUGCUGUAACUGUAACUGUAAGGGUAUGGCCUGAGUGCAGCGGGUCGUGGAGUGUACAGGUCAAACCAGUUUGUGUUUCAGUAGCGUUUCGAAGGUUUCUUUUGAGGAUAUAAACGCUGAAUGCUAGAGGUGCACUGAGGACACAGCAGCGGCCCGCUGCUGUCCCUGCCAUAAAGUUGCCCACGCCCCGCCGCACUCAGGCCAUACCCUAAAGGCGUGUGUUUAUCAGUGCUAAUGACUCAUUCUGCUAUCAGCAGUUACAGUAGCAAUCUGAGGAAUGUUGGGCUGGGUCAGCGGUGUUGCAAAGUUUCCUCAACUGAAUGCUGUGUACUAUUUAAUAGAUGUGAUAAAAUUCAGCAUGUGGCAGGAAGGUGCCUAUAAGUCAGAGAACCACGUGCAAAAUGGUUGUGACAUACUUUUCUGCAGACUGAUAGUAUACCUUAAACAGAAAAGCUUCUGAUUUAGCCAGGCUGUGCUCUGCAUGACUGAAUUAAAGCGACACUCCGCUAAUUUUAAAACAUUUCAUACAAGAAUACAGAGCACCAUGAAAUAUUACGAGGCAAAAAGUUUGAUAACUUGUCACCGAAGAUCUUUUGAGCCCUGUAAAUAACAGAACUGUUUGAAAAUUAACAUAAAAUGGGUUAUACUAAGAAGGCAAAACUUCUCUGCAAACAAAUAAUUUACAGCCUUAAUAUGUUGACUUUAUUGAUACCAACAGCUUGCAGCAUGGAUACAAACAAGAAAAAUGGGGGAAAAAUUAUUUUUACUUUAAAGCAUGUAAGAAGUGACAUAUUUAUAACAUAGAUCAGUCUUUGCGGAGGUUUCCUUUAUAUUUUUUCUUAAAACAUUAUGCAUACUCAUACAUUCAAUCCCCACCAAAAAAAAAUGAACCACACAGAGCACUUGCCCUACUAAGUAUAACUGCUCUUACAAAAUAAGAACCCUGACACCAAUUGAAGAGAUCAUCAGCACCCAAAGUUGCUGUGUUUGAAAAGAUGGGUACAUUGUGGGCACCAUAAUUCUGCACCCCAAGAUACAGAACCAUUAAAAAAUACUGCACCUUUUCAUCAGACACCAUUAUGCUCAGGCAAUAUCCUAGCAUAUUUUAAUCAAAAUAAAUUAUAGCUGAUAUAUGUCUAAAAACAACAGAAACUUGUGUUAUAUUAAUUAGGCUGUUUAUUAGCACUACUACUCAACAUGUUUGAAAGGAGAUUCUUCCUCUCUUUUGAAUAUUUGUUACCACUUUGUUUAAAUGAAUUUGGAUAGCUCUGUCAGUAUAAUAAAAAGCUACGAAUGGA